Fusarium pseudograminearum CS3096 is the source of this 3405-nucleotide messenger RNA. RefSeq lists its product as uncharacterized. The record is from RefSeq and is a predicted model, not a curated record. The transcript is spliced from 3 exons. Bases 1 to 3405 code for a protein of 1134 amino acids. Gene Ontology annotation, molecular function: protein binding. NCBI's taxonomy places the organism in Eukaryota, Fungi, Ascomycota, Sordariomycetes, Hypocreales, Nectriaceae.
AUGUCAUGGGAGUUGCCCGUCUUGACUACUCUCAUCCUCAGCGUACUUGGCUUCUGGUGGAUUUAUAGCCCUCGCGCCAGCUACCAGAAGGCCCUGCUCUACGCUUUCCUCUGCAGCCUCACCGUCCUCAUCGAUACUCGUCGCCUGCUCGAAUACUUCUCUCCGGCCACGAUCGAAGCACUGCUUGAUUUCCGCAUCCAUGUUCUUCUGAUCCAUCAUUUCAAGAUGGUCUUGACACUUGGUGCUGUCGUUUGGCUGCUGCAUCGCUCGUGGCAGACAUUAUGGAAGCCUGUUCCAGAUCUAAUUAACAUUCUCGGUGUCGACGUACCCGAACCUCCUGAUGUUUCUCUCGCUGGCAUUCGAUCCGAUGCUGCUACAUUGAGUUGGACUCGUCCAGCCAGUAAUCGACCGGUACAAAAAUACACUAUUCAAGUCAAUGGCGUUCAUGUUGGUGAUUCACCUGGAAAUGAAGUCGCAAUAACUGUAACUGGUCUUAAACCAGAUCAUUUUUAUAACAUAAGGGUCGUUGCUGUCGGCCCGAAUAAUUUUCAAGCCGGAAGCAAGGUCCUACGCCUCCGGACUUUCGGAAAAGAUGGUAGACCUCAAUUGGGUAACUCACGCUUGCCUACCAGCUUUGCCAACAAUGACCACCCUCACCCCAAGAAUGGCGACGAAGAUGACGAUUCGGAUUCGCAAAAGAAGCCUCCAGUGCCAACGGUCGAGGCGGCCCCGGUCCUUGACGGCAACAAUGCGUCUACGUCUGAUGUCACCGCCACUGUUCCAAGCCAGCGACGAAAUACGGUCAACCGACGACACUCACCAUCCGUUGCUAGCAUGGAUCAACCUCAGAUUAAACUUCCACUCGUCGAUGGCCCGGAAUUGUCACUUGACGAACUGAACCGCCGAUUCGAGUCGACCAGGAAGGAGGUUGACGAAACCCUUGCCCAAUAUGCCAAGGAGGAAGCCGAACUCCAGCAGCAGGAGGAGGAGCUCAAGCAAGAGAAGGAAGCCAAAAGACAGGCCUUGAAGGAGAAAGAGGAGCAGACUGCACAGCUCAAGGCCAACGUUCGUACGACCAUGGAGCAGAUGCGUGCGGCAGAGAAAGACCGGGCGAAGAAGGAGCAGCAGUUAAAGGACAAGGAAAAUAAGAAAUCCAAAGUCCGAGAUACUGCUACCAAGCUCGAGAACGACAUAGAGAGGAUGAAGAAGGAGCGAGAAGGCUUCGAGGCUCAGAAGAAGGAGUUGGCAGCGAAGAGAGACCAGGAUGGCCAAGACCUUGAUGAUUCUAAUGCGGAACUGCAAGAGAAUUGCGCGGAACUGGAAGCUGAGCUUAAGGAGAAGGGAAAACAACUCCAGGAUCUAAAGGCUACCCGAGAAGAACUUCCCGGUGCCGACGAUGAGCAGUGGAAGGAGAACGAUAUCAUCGUACGGAAAGAGUGGGAUGCAAGGCGAAAAGAGUUGCACAAUCAGUUGGUAGCAGAAACCAAGAAGCAACAUAAUCUGGAUCAGCAGAUUAGGUAUCUUAGGGAGGAACUGCAACACAUGGGACUCUAUUACAACAACCAGCCAGACCCUACUGCCAUGGAGUUCGAGCCCUCGGGAGCUCCUCAGGACCCCCGAGACAGUGGAAACUUCGACUCGCUUUCCCACCUCAACUCGCCACCGCACAACCAGUUUGGACCACCUGACGACUCUUUCUCUGGAUUCAGUCGCGCAGGAUUCGGUCAAAUAUUGUUUAUGGAUCACAAUGCGGCCGACAAUGCUGACGACCAUCAGUCAGAAGCCGAUUUCAGGGCUAAUGCCGGACCUCUCAGCCCUACUGCGCAUUCUCUUAUCCCCUCAGGAAUUUUUGACGAGACAUUUGAGGAUGCUGCAGAGCAUCUCCCAAACCAGUACUUGCCGGAAUCUGUUACAGCUGCAGAAGAGGACCAUCCGCAAUCGCCACUAUCAUCGGAUGGCCGCUCCCUAAACAUGUUUUCCAGCCCUCAUGGUUCAUCUCACAACUUGCCCUUUCCCCAGUACAACGACAUGGACUCCCAAUCGCUCAACAUCAACUCAUCUCCCCAGCAGCCACCUCUUCCAUCGAGUCACAGGCUUUCUAGCUUGUUGUCUAACUUUCAGCGCAGCAGGGGGCCAAAACCAGCAGAUGUUGAAGGACCCGCGAUUGGCAGUCUCAAGGCCGGCCAGAGCCAAUCGUUCCCGCGAAGCACUGACGAUCAUGAUAUGCCCGGCAACAAGCGCAGAAUAAGUUUCUCAUGGAUGAACAGGCAUUCGGGGGCAGAACCUAGCAGGACGAGCAUGGGCCCUACAUCCAGGCCGUUCUCUGCUCGAAGGCUCAACCCGUUUGCCAGCAGCGCCGGAGCCCUCACAGGAGAAAACGAAUCUCCAGACUCGCGGCCUGCAUCGAUCGCAUCUACCGACCUCCCCCGGCCUUCGACCGACAGUGGCUCUAUCUGGAAUAUUCCUGGUGACUUCUCCAUGCUAGCCAAGAACCGAGUUUGGUCGCCGAAUGAAGGACGUUGGUCUUCGAGGAACCCAUCCCGCCGACCUUCACUUGGUGCAGCCCCGACCGUGCUUGAGACAACACUUGCAACAGCCAACGAUGAAAUCCUUGACGAUGACGACCUGCUCAAUCCUCAAACAUCACCUAGCCAAGUGGGUGUCAUCGGAUCACGUCCUCCAAGUCACCGAGCGUCAAUGAGCCGAAAUCUCAACCCUGCGGCCCCCACGUUUAGGACACCUUCUUUCUUCAGCCGCCGAGAUAGAGAUGCAAGUCCAGACAGGGGAUCGAAGGGCAGAGAAAAGCGCGGUAAAUCCAAGGAAGGUCGCACGAAGGGUUUAGAGGCUUUGACCCCCACCAUCGAAGUGCCACCUAAUCUUGAUGAUUCGCCAACAAGCCCACGAAUGUCUCGUGACGCACAUUCUGUUCACACUCAAAAUUCAGUAUCAGAAUCCCAUGAGUCUUUGGAUUUGGGCAUGACAGCCUCAAACUCAACUACGGACAACAAUACUGCGAGCCACAAGGAUGCUGAUAGCAGUGUGGUAAAAAAGCUGUUCAGAAAGGGAAGCUCAAGCAAGUUCAGCACACUGUCUUCCAGACUGAGCAAGGAUUCCGUUCUGUUUAAGAAGGGGCCUGGUAGCAGCACAUUUUCUGAAAAGAACAUGUCAGAGCACCGUUCUAGCAUUGGUGAUGCUGACGAUCUUGAAGAAGAUAUGGCCCAGCUUGGCCGUAGCUACGACAGCAUGGCUAGCAGCCCGUCGAUUGGUCAAGGCAGUUUUCGAUCCAAGGAUGCACCAAAGGAGGGCCGCAUGGGAACAUGGCGAUUCUCGAUGAAAAAGAAAAACAAGGAGCCUGCUGCGAAAGAGAAGGAAAGCAUGGAAAAUGACGGGCUCGUAGAUGAGUAG